UACCUGUAAACCUAUUUCCGGGAUACUUUCAAGUGCUCGAAAAUUCGGCGUCCCCCACUUACAAGCUCAGCGUUAUAUCAUAGAGUCUUGGAACAUCCGAAGUCUCAUUAUUUAUUGAGAUCUCCUUCCACCUAAUUCAAACAGGGCCUCACAGGUGCAGCAGAAAAAAUUUCGCAAAAUGACUCCACCGCUCAUUACGCUCGAGGAGCACUGGUAUUCUACGGCAGUCUUGAACUCGUUUGAUAAUUCGAUGAAGGAAGGCAUUAAGCGAUGGCCAGGAGCAAUGGAGAAGCUUCUCGAUGCCGGCGAAAUUCGCCUCAGGGAUAUGGAUAAAGGAAAAGUGUCAAUGCUGGGGAGACUUCGAAGCGCUUCGCUGCGUUUGCCAUCCUUCCCAUGGCACACCCAGAUGCUGCGGCAACAGAGCUCGAGCGGACAGUCAAAGAGUACUCCUUCUUGGGUGCCCUGGUAGAUCAUAAGAGUGAGAAGGGGUACUGCGAUGGUGACGAGUACGAUGUUCUCUGGAAAAAGGCGCAGGAUCUUGACGUUCCAAUAUAUCUACACCCUUCGAGACCGGAAGAUCAAAUAUUCCGAAAAACAUACGGAGGUAACUAUUCAGAUCGCGCAACAGCAGUUAUAGGCGGCGCAAUGUGGGGUUGGCAUAGCGAAGUUGGAAUACAUGUUCUUCGUCUACAUGCGGCGGGAGUUUUUGACAGGUUUCCUAAGCUUAAGAUUGUCAUUGGCCAUUUUGGUGAAAUGAUGCCAUUCAUGUUACAGCGUAUUAUAGACCAGGAAGUGCUCAUGGGCCAACGAAAACGUCCCUUUCGGAACGUAUGGGACGAGAAUAUCUGGAUAACUACAUCUGGUGCAUGGAGCUUGGAUCCGAUGAGGUGCAUUCUUAGCAAUACCAAGAUUGAGCAUAUCAUGUACAGUGUUGAUUACCCAUUUACAACAAAUGAGUACGGCCUCAAAUGGUUUGAAGAACUUGAAAAGAGUGGCCUGGUAACGAAUGAGCAGCUCGAGCUGAUUGCGUACAAGAAUGCCGAGGCACUCCUUGGGGUAAAGGCAACUUGA
Molecule: messenger RNA, 1071 nt
Organism: Talaromyces proteolyticus
Lineage: Eukaryota; Fungi; Ascomycota; Eurotiomycetes; Eurotiales; Trichocomaceae
Exons: 2
Coding region: 394-1071 (225 amino acids)
Biological process (GO): secondary metabolic process
Cellular component (GO): cytosol; cytoplasm
Molecular function (GO): carboxy-lyase activity; hydrolase activity
Source: RefSeq, a predicted model, not a curated record